Clunio marinus is the source of this 183-nucleotide messenger RNA. Lineage: Eukaryota; Metazoa; Arthropoda; Insecta; Diptera; Chironomidae. The record is from the annotation of a GenBank genome assembly.
AUGUCAGUUAAAAAAGAACACAUUUUGAUGUUAUCUCGUGAAGUCUGCACCAGUUUUUUAAUGUCAUGUUUGUUAAUUGUUGAAAUGAUUUUUCAUCAUUUGAAUUUAUUCAAUAUUGCAAAACUAAAUGUUAUGGCUCAAAUAAACUUCACCCAGUGUGGAGUGGUUAGAGAUUGUCAAUGA